Plasmopara halstedii is the source of this 1353-nucleotide messenger RNA. RefSeq lists its product as uncharacterized. The record is from RefSeq and is a predicted model, not a curated record. Bases 1 to 1353 code for a protein of 450 amino acids. NCBI's taxonomy places the organism in Eukaryota, Oomycota, Peronosporomycetes, Peronosporales, Peronosporaceae. The transcript has 3 exons.
AUGGCUCCCGAGGGCUCUUCGUUCAUGCAUAAAUCAUCUAGCCCUGCUCCGAUUCUCCUGUCCCCGAUCUCAGUCGCUCAUCGGAGUCAGAUGAUUGAAGCCGAUGAAGCAUCGUCUAUUCGUGAUAAAUGGAUGGCAAAUUUGCAAAAGAAGCGAUCAGCUGCAGCAGAAGGCACAGGUGCACCAAUUGGCAAUGGCAAUCGUUCAGCUUCAGGGUCGCAGACAAACUACAGAUCUCACCCUAAUAGCAGAAACAUUUCAGCAAAGAAAAGUAGUCGAAGUCGCAGUGCCGCGUCACGUGCUGUCAAGAAUAGAAAUGCAGCACAACUUGCUUAUGAAAAGAGUUUGCUUGCUCAUCGAGCCCAUUUGUUCAAUCAAGACCAAUUGUCGUCUAUGUCUUCUAGUUUGAUUGUUGAUAGUCAAGUUGCUAUGAACGAGUUUGAUGUACAAGCAAAUGGACAGCCCUCAAUGCUGUUCAAUGAGUCGAAUUAUUUCGAUCACGAAUCACCUUCGUUUUCGCAGUUUAUCUCAUCGUCGUUUGACGAUGAUUCUCCACUUGCUUUUUCUGACUCUGCUAUUAAAGAAAAUAGCAGGUCGAAACGAACGACAAAAGCAAGUUCUAAGAAGCGUCCAACAUAUUCAUUAGCAGUAGAGGUGGACCCAGCUAAGCCACGGACCCCUCGCCGCAAAUUGAAUAGUGGCUCGACCCCGAUUGAUGAUUUUGAUCUCAAUUAUUGCAUUCCGACGGAAUUUCCGGGGGUUGGGACACCAUCGAAUUUUCGAUUUGAUCCUUCCAGUAUGCGGCAUCUUUGGGGUCACGAUUUGGAUAUAUCUAAUGGUGGAGGGUACGCAGACAGUUUUCUGGAUAUACCAACUCCACGGCUAGCAGAAAUCCCGCUUGUUCCUACUUCAAAUCAAACAACUCAUAGUAUUGGUGGCGUCAGCUCACACCCAAUUGACAAUCAAAAUGAGGUGCAUGAACACCCUCGACUCAUACGCACAAAUAGCAUUGAACAAGAAGCAACAACUACUUUACUAAGCGCUCGAAAGUCACCCUUUUCUGGCGGGUCAUUUUUUAACGGAAGUGUUACACCGCGUUCAGCAGCUGCAGCGGUGGAUGAAUGUUUUAGUAAAACAAAUUUUACUUCGUCAUGGCCAAGACCACCAUCUCCUUUGGGUCCACCGUCCUGCUCUCAAACUCGUUGCAUGGACCCUCGGGAUCUGAAGCUCGCUCCAGAGUUUGAAACACUAAGAGACGAGUACAGAUUUACAGACAUUGAUCACGAACUCGACAGCUUUUAUUUAGACACGAUAGAUACUAUCGGGAACGAUUUAAAUCUCUUAUCCAAAUGA